Messenger RNA from Clonostachys rhizophaga, 954 nucleotides. NCBI's taxonomy places the organism in Eukaryota, Fungi, Ascomycota, Sordariomycetes, Hypocreales, Bionectriaceae. The record is from the annotation of a GenBank genome assembly.
AUGGUUGCCACUAAGGACCUCGGCCUUGCAGGACUUGUCUGGCUCUGCCUCGCCGCUCAGGGACUCGCUCUUGGAGUUGAUGAAGCCACCAACGAUCUCACCCUUGUGGAGAGAGAUAUCGCCGAGGAGCUAAAUCUUCGCGACUUUGAUGACGCGAUUUAUGAGCGAGACUUUGAUGACGAACUCGACGAGCGCGAUUUGGAUGACGAACUUGAUGAGCGUGACCUUGAUGAUGAUCUCGAAGAGCGAGAUUUCGAUGACGAGCAUCUCGAGGUCCGCGGAGGUGCAAGCAUCAAUCUCAAAGAACAAAGAAUCACUGGCAUUAAAGCCAACAGGCCUAUUCCUCCCCCUCCCAAGGAGAUUGAUACAAAGGCAUACUGGGCUAGCAAGGGACGGAAACGGGGCCUCGGUGUUCGUGGAGGUGCCUCAAUCAACCUGAAGGAGCAGAGAAUUACGGGUAUCAAGGCUAACAGACCUAUUCCUCCACCUCCCAAGGAGAUUGAUACCAAGGCAUACUGGGCUAGCAAGGGGCGAAAGCGAAGUCUCAAUGCUCGUGGCGGUGCCUCAAUCAACCUCAAGGAGCAGAGAAUCACUGGCAUCAAAGCCAACAGACCUAUCCCUCCCCCUCCUAAGGAAAUCGAUACCAAGGCAUACUGGGCUAGCAAGGGAAGGAAGCGAGGUCUCAAUACUCGUGGGGGUGCCUCAAUCAACCUGAAGGAGCAGAGGAUUACGGGCAUCAAGGCCAACAGGCCUAUCCCUCCUCCUCCUAAGGAAAUCGAUACCAAGGCGUACUGGGCUAGCAAGGGACGGAAGCGGGGCCUUGGUGUUCGUGGAGGUGCCUCAAUCAACCUGAAGGAGCAGAGAAUCACUGGCAUCAAGAAGAACCGGCCUAUCCCUCCUCCUCCUAAGGAGAUUGACACCAAAGCAUACUGGGCUAGCAAGGGACGGGCAUAA